Candidula unifasciata is the source of this 3519-nucleotide messenger RNA. Lineage: Eukaryota; Metazoa; Mollusca; Gastropoda; Stylommatophora; Geomitridae. The record is from the annotation of a GenBank genome assembly.
AUGGCCGACCAGCACAACUGGAUGGCCGCUUCUGAAGGUCUCCCUGUAGACGGGGAUUUUCUUAACGCUGACAACUUUAACGCCAUUGAAGGUAAUUUGUUAUAUUUGGAUAUUAUUGAUUUCAUAAAUGGAGAGCAUUCAAAUGAUGCCUUCAGUAGUCCCAGUUAUGAUCUGGGGAUGGACCCAUCUCUUGGACUGGAGUCAUAUCUUGGGCUGGGUCAGACCUUACAGAUGGAUCCUGCAUUUGUAGUUGAUGGUGAGGUGACGGGUCAGACCAUAAUGAUAGAUCAGCCUAUGCAAGUCAGUGACCUGAAGCUGGAGGUCAAGCAGGAGGCUGAGCAGGUGGUCAGCUGUCAGUUUGAGGUGCCCCUGGUCCAGAGUGAGCUGACUGGGCUGCUUCAGCAGGACGUGAAGCCUGUAAUUCAGCAAGAACUCAGGCCUGCGGUUAGUCAGGCUACUAAUAGUGUGACAGCACAGGCUAGUCAGUUGAAUGGUCAGCAGACAGCAGCACUGAAGACUUUGCUUCAGCUCAAUCGUGAAGUCCAGGCAAAAAAGAUGCAAGAGAUAAUUUGCCAUUUGCAGGCAUCACUGCUAGCCGCCCAGCAGAAGCAGCAGCAGCAGCAACUCCAGCAGCUUUUGGCUGCUCAGCCUUCUACACAGAGGACUGUUGCUGGGGCUUUCCAGGCAAAGCCAGCAGGUCAGCAGCACUUGAAGCUGAUUCUGCAGCAGCCGGUGUCCAGUGUUGCAACCCCGGUAGCCACCGUGAGAACACAGGACACUGCCCAGUCAGUGGGGCCUCAGGUACAACUGUUGCAGUCUGUGCAGCCGCAGGCUCAACCCCGACAGGCAGCGACAUCUGUGCAGAUGGGGCAGCUCAGCAUUCAGCAGCUACAACAGCUGCUGCUCCAGCAAGUGGUGAAGAGCUCACAGUCGGGGGAUCAGCAGCAGCAGAAUACUGUUAGCACCAGUGUUAUUACCCUCAACUCCAGCCCAGCACCUUUGAGUAGUGUCAGCACCUCUCUACAAGCUCUGGUCACCAGUGGUGGCGGCACCAUAGUAGCCACCAGUAUCCCUGUACAGGUGGUUGACGGAGACAAGAUGCCCAUUAAUCGGUUGACAAGCGCACCAAAGCCCAAAGCCCGGGGAGAAAAGAGAACGGCCCACAAUGCCAUUGAGAAACGCUAUCGUCUCAGCAUUAAUGAUAAGAUCGUUGAGCUGAAGAACUUAGUUGCUGGCGUGGAAGCCAAGCUGAACAAGUCUGCAAUUCUCCGUAAAGCCAUUGACUUGGUCCGACAUCUGAGGAGGGACAAUGAAAGGCUGAAGCUAGAAAACAUGAAUCUCAAGAUGAUCUUGAAGAAACAGAAUCUGCAAGAUUUGUUGCUUGUGGCAACAGAGCAGUCAAGUUUAAUGGAGACGGAAACCUCUGCCAUGACACCUCCCUACUCUGACAAUUCAUCAGCAGCCAACAGUCCCUCGGCCUCUGAUGAUUACUCUAGUCCCAACAGCCCAGGAAAUGAUGACUCUCUUUUGGAUGACUCUGCAUACAGCAACCAUUCUGGCAUGCUGGACAGGUCUCGCAUUGGCUUGUGCAUGUUUAUGUUCUGCGUGCUGAUCUUCAACCCAUUCAACUACUUCUUCAACACGAACGAAGGAUCUGCAGCAGGAUCUGCUGCUCACACCUCUAGAACUCUUCUCUCGGACAAUAAUGAGAUGACUCCAAGCUGGUAUGACCGAAUGUUCCCAUCGUUGUUGAUGUGGCUCAUUAAUGGGAUGCUGGUCAGCUUUGUUCUGGCCAGGCUGCUCAUAUUUGGAGAGCCGGUCACUAAGAAGAACAGCAAUGAGUCUGUGGCUUUCUGGAGGCACCGCAAACAGGCUGACCUAGACGUUUCAAGGGCCGACUACUCAUCUGCAGGCCAGCAACUUCGCCAGUGUCUUUUGGCUUUAGGUCGUCCAUUACCAACAUCCAAAGUUGACCUGCUGUCUGGGGUGGCCUGGCAGAUACUGCGCCAGUGUUUGAACCGUAUUUAUCUGGGCCGUUGGCUGGCCAGUCGAGCCGGCAGUCUGACGGGAAAAAACAGUGCAGACGUCAAGGAGUCAGCCAGGGAUGCUGCCGAUGCCUUCCAUGUGUUGAACCAGCUUCAUCUGAGUGGUCAUCUUGCAGGCAGUCGUUUAUGGGGUCUAAAUUUAGCUCUCAGUGCUGUCAACAUCGGAGAGGCUGCCAGAGAAGCCUUGCCAAGAUUCGAGAUGGCCAGAAUAUACGCCACGGCUGCCCUUCAGAUCAAAGCUUCCCUACCAGAGGGGUUUCAGUUUAUAGCUCGUUACUUCCUGAGCCGGGCCAGACACGUUUGCAAGAAGAACGGAGACCAGGUCCCAGCCAACAUCCAAUGGUUGUGUCAUCCAGAGGGCCACCGUUUCUUUGUGGACAGUGUCAAGUUUGAGGGCAACCAAGACUCUGUCUUCUCCUCCAGAGGCAAUGAAGUGGACCCCCUGGCAGCAGUCACUCAAGCCUUCCGUGAGCAUCUGCUAGAGCAGGCGCUGUAUUCUCUGGUCUCUGCCAAGGAUCCCUUAAAGAAGACCAAGCAGAGUGAAGCUUUGAUCUAUGCCCAGCUGCUGUCAGAGUGCUCCUGUCUCAGCUCCAGCACUUCUAGUGCAGACCAUGGAGGAGGCAUCAACAGAGUUGCAGAACUUGAUGAGAUAGCUCUCUGGUGGUCUAAUAUUGUCUCUGUGGGUCAUUUCUGGUUGAUGGGCGAUGACGAGAAUGCCUCGAGAAACUACUCGGUCUUGGAUGUUUUCCCCAACAAACUACAGGGCAUUGAUGAUCCUUUACCCCGGGCUGUGUACUUGGCCUACAAGGCCAGGAAGAACGUGAUUGUUCAGCCUGAGGAGAAGAUUCUCAGAGCUGCCAUCAGGCAGUGUGACAGGGCCGGAAGGUUGUUGAGGGAGAGCCUGAAGCUGGCCUACACUGCAGAAAAUGUCACCAUUGUGCAGAGGAUCCAGUUGCUGCUGUGUGAUUGGCUGCUUUCGACUCGCACAGACGUCUGGGAGCUGGAGAAUGACGGGGGUGCUGCCAGAACUGCAUCUCAGACCGAACUGAUUGCAUUCCAGCAGGACCUGUCCAGUUUACGCAAGCUCUCACAUAUUACAAAGGCAGCUCUACCAAAAGUGUUCCUCCAUGAAGCCACAGCAAGAAUAAUGGCAGGGGCUAGUCCCGGACGCACCCAACAGCUGUUGAACAGAAAUAUCCGACACAGAAGUAAAAUACAUGAGCCACUUGUUGAUAAAGAUUUACAAGUUGAGUCAGAGGAGUGCCAUGAGAGAGAGAAAGCUGCAGCUCUGUUAAUGGCAGGUCGGCACUUGCCUUCAAGCAUGACCGGAGGCACCAGCGAGAGAAUCAACCUCAUUAAAGAGGCAGGUAAAAUGUAUGAGGCUCUCGGAGACAGGAAGUUGGCUCAGGUCUGCCGUAAAGCUUUGCUAGACGUGAGCGAGAUCAAGACCUCGGAGAUGUCUGUUGCUGUUUGA